Molecule: messenger RNA, 7008 nt
Organism: Acaromyces ingoldii
Lineage: Eukaryota; Fungi; Basidiomycota; Exobasidiomycetes; Exobasidiales; Cryptobasidiaceae
Exons: 6
Coding region: 1-7008 (2335 amino acids)
Biological process (GO): cell morphogenesis
Cellular component (GO): site of polarized growth; cell cortex
Source: RefSeq, a predicted model, not a curated record
AUGGCUGCUUCGGCAGGACAAUUGCCUCAGGGCGUGGGGAUAGAGGAGCCGAGGAUGCCAAGCGAUUACGCGCUCAACGUGCUCGCCAGUCGAUUUGUCACUCUCACGGGUGUUCGCAUAAAGGCAACCGUCGGCGGUGUCGACGAACCCGAUCCUAGCCUGGUCCAAAGUUUGGGCCCCGACGUCGAUGCGACGAUGGAAGGUCUCCUAGAUUCGUUAGCUCAUGUCGCUAAACGAAAUGCCAAAGCCGUCAUUGACAGCCUCGUCCGAUGGCGAAGCGCCGUCCUGGCCGAUCAAGUCGAUGUGGCCGAUGUCCGCGGCGCAAUGGCGGGUACGCAGCUUGGACUUACUGCGUCUUCGAGCGUACGUGACGUGGCGGCAGUUCUGACGAGAAGGAAGCAGCUGGCUUCAGCCUACCUCCUGGCCCGAGCUUUGGGCAAGGUGGCCUCGCAGCUCACCCCAGGUGCUAUGCCCGAGCGACACUGGACAGAAGUCCAAGCGACAGCUUUCGACUUGAUGAGGGAAUGCGGCAGGGAGAGAUUACCUUCCUCAAGGAUGCAGGCCGAGGCUUUCGACGCGGCUUCAAUGCUGCUGGGCGUACUUUCCAAGGCCAGCUUUGUCGCAGUCGGCGAUCGAUUCAUCGCCUUCCUUGAGCAGCAGCAGCAGCAACGCAACCAGGUCUCAUCCUCCUCGUCCAAAGAGACCGAGAUUGCGACCGAGAUGGCCAUCGUUGGUAUGCGCCAUCUUCCCAUCACUCCCUACCCCAUGGAAUUGUUCGAAGAAGGGGCAGAGUUCCUCGAGACCGUCUCUCGCAAUUACGCCGCCGCUCACGGCCAAAGGCUGAAAUACGCCUAUGCAGAAACACUGACCAACCUAUUACUGCCUGUGGCCCAAUCAGCGUCAGCUGAGCUUCACCACCCGACAUGGACCAAAGCACUAGAGACAAUUGCGCCGCGAGCCAUGGGAAUGGUCGCAAAACCUCGGUAUUGGGCUGUAGCAUAUCCACUGUAUGUUGCAGUCCUCUGCGUAUCUCCCGAGGACCGCUUUCUACACGCCCCGAGUUCCUCGUCGUCCUCUUCGUCUUCAGGCGCGCAAUGGUCCUGGUCCGCCUGCAUCGAGGCGGGUAUUCCGAAGCUCAAAGAUCGAGCGUCCCGGUCGAUUGUGCUCAACGCUGCCGUUUGCCUGUUGUGGUCGUAUCUCUUUCGCUGUCGUGAAAGCUCUACAUCAACCACAAAGCGUCUCGAGUCAUUUUUCCGCACUUGGUUCCCUCCUCAUCGGUCCAACAUCGUGCCGACCGAGACAGUCGUCCUCACCCCCCACAUUGUCAUGCUUCAUUUGGUCCUCUACCGCCAAUUCGACUUUGGGUGCGGCCUCGUCCUUGACCUUCUCCGACACAGUGCUCUUGGAGGCAAAACAUUAUCGCUGCAGCCCGAGGCUCUAUCGCGACAACGCAUGACCAUCGCCAUCCGGGCUGUGCUUCUUACCUUGGAUGCUUACGUCAGAGCGGAAUCGCCGCCUAUGCCGACACCUGCCCGAACUUUCUCGUCCAUCUCGUCCAUCUCUGGAUACGACGCGGAAAGGCCUGGACUGGGCGAUCAGCUCCCUGAAGCUUUUGCUUUCCCAAGGCCGGAAAUUGGAGACGCACAAGCUAAUUUCAACGACCUCAUCGGCAAAAUCGCCCUUAUAUGCGAUCAUGAGAUUGGAGGGGUCGUCGUAUUCGACGAGCAGGCAUCAGGGGGAGGCGUGGCCUCAGCCGCCGCCGCAGCAGCAGCAGCGAUAACGACGUCGUCUUCGACGGGCGCCAAUGAUGAAGACCGUCUCACCUGGCGAGUUCACGUCACCAGCCGUCUCAGAGUGGGCUACAACCGCGAACACCAGGCUUCGAUGGAUCUCUUACGAGUCUGUUUUGAGAGUUGGCCCAGAUGCCUUAGCUCAAGCAUCCCCUUCUCGAGCGUCUUGGCGACACUGUAUCGAGGACACUUCAGCGCCGACCCUGUCCUGGCCGACGCGGCUUCGCAAAGCCUCCGUCGCAUCGCCUCGCUUCCUCGAGGCAGCAGCAGUCCUGGAGGUGCAUCCACGAUCGUCACUGGCUUCAUGCGCUACAUAUUCCGACCUGACACAAUCUUCUGGGAGACACAUCGGGCACAAACGACAAUUUUACCCAAAGUGGAACUGGCCGUCAAGCUGUGGGUGGAGCUGCUCAACAUCUGGCUUGCCCAGCUUCGGGGUUCGGUAGAGGGAUCGACUCAACAGAGGGCAUGGGAAAUGGAGAGAACGAGCGCCUGGGCCAUCAUAGACGAGGUGGAAGCACACGGCUUCUUCCUUCUUUGCUCGGCGUGGAGGCCUCUGCGACGGCAUGCCAUCAGUGUCCUCCGCCUCGUCGCCGUGCUCGACGAAGUCUUUCAGAACAGCUCCAACAACCGGAUGGCUUCAUUUGGCGACGGCAUUGACGAAGAAGAGGACGAAGAACCAACGAGAGUGAUCCAUCUUCUCGACAUGCCCUGCUCGCGAUUUGUUGCUGAAAACGACGAUGACGACAAAGAGCAGGCAGAUGGACUUAGCGCAUUCAAAGCGGCUGCUAGCGCUUCGAAGUGGAUUCGUGGAAAGGAGACUCUGUGCGACGUCGCAGAGAGUGACAACUCAUCCGAGCAUGCCCUCUGGCUCAAGGUCCUUCCCCGUUUCUUGCGACAGUGUCUUGAUCACUUUCCAACUACGGUGGCUGUCUUCAGAACGUCAGUCACCAACCGAGUCCUGUCGAUGGAUCAUGCAGUUGGCAUCGCUGCGGGAACCAUGUCUUCGUCGACGACAACGACCACGGGUACGAACUCGUCAGCUUCUGGACAGGGUGUUGCUGGUGGUACAAGCAACGGCGCUCAUGUUGCAUCGUCCUCAGGGGCCGGCUCGUUCCAAAGCAGCAUCGGCGGUCCGACUUUGGCACCUGAUCAGACUCUCAUGGCUGAUCAUUGGAGGAUGUAUAUCCUGUCUUUGUGUACGACGACGACUUCGACCGAGGGCUCGCGCAAUCGAGGAGGGCCCGAUGCCAUGGGCGAGAGGUCGUUGGCCGCCCGUGAUCUCUUCCAAAGACUGGUGCCCUUCCUGGCCUCUGACCACGCCAAAUUUAGAGACUCGGUCGUGACAGCAUUGGGGAACAUCAACAAGAACCUGUACAAGACGCUGCUCGAAACGAUGCAGAGCGUGAGCUCGCAGCUGAACGAGGAUUUCAAGUCGAAGUCGCUCUCUCGCACUCAGACGGCGGGUACAAUUGCAGGAAUGACGGUGGCGCCCCAGCGAAAGACAAAGAGGCAUCAGCGGCUGCGCACGUCGGUCGCCCACGUAAUUCAUCUCACGACUGCCAACAUGGUGGCGGCAGGGCAGCAUAGUGUUCAAGAGUACGACAAAGAACGUGAUGCCAUUGUCUCGCUCAUUCUCCACUGGAUCCGCGAUACUCUGAACUUUCUGACUGAUGCAGACAUGCGAAGUGACUGGGAGCUUCAACGCCUCCGCCGCUUUUUCAGCAAGGUCGUCGAGGAUCUCUUCGGAGCUUGUGGAUCGUCGGUUCAGAUGAUGUUGGGCAUUGAUACCCGCCUCAGAAUGUUCAGCCUCUUCGGCGAGUGGCACUCCUACAGCCAAGCGGCCAAAGACGGCCCGACGAAGCUUUCCGAUCUCCUGGCGUCGGUCGCCGAACAACAUCGUGAUGACAAACAACAGAACAACAUCCUCUGGAGCCUGCGAAACGAGACUCACUUUGUGUCCCUUCACGCGGCUGGCGCCAUGGCGGCCCUCUGCCAAGGCGCGAUCCCUGUCGCUAACUCUUCAGAGCCCCCAACAUCAACGCACGCAUUGCCUCCCGUUGAGCCUGCGAGUCUCCUCUCCUGGCUUCAUCACCUUUUCGAGAGCUCCAAUCGACAAAAUAAUGCCAUCGCCAGGCGUGCAUUACGAUCUCUUCUGGACUGCAAUGUCGGCCAUCGGGCUCUUGUCGGACAGACCAUCGACAUGGCAUUUUCAGAAUCGGAGAAACGGCCUAUCCUCAAGUCAGUCUUUGGCAUUUUGGUCGACUACUUUGUCGCCCAAGGCACCAGCGGUGAGGGAACCGCAACGGACCAGUCUACGCCCCUUGAACAGAUUAUCUGCCUUGGUCUGAUCAAGCUUGGUCACCCCGAGGCAGAGGUCAGGCGACGGGCGUUUGUCCUGUUGAGGACUUAUGCCCCCGUCACCUGCCCUAUUCAUGCGAUCGAAGGAGGCGUCGGCAGUCCGCUCCCCGCAACGUACCUGCGGGCUCAGCGUGACAUCUCGUCCAUUCUUGCCUUCGCCUUUGCCUCGCUCAAGGUUGCUGUCCUCUCAGAGUACACGCUCAGGCUUCCUCUGAUCGACUCAGCGCGACGUGCGACCACCCUCGGCCUUUUACCAGAGUGGCUCCAGCAGAUCGACUUGGUCCCAGCCGAAUACGCCAACGAAGAGUGGAAGCUUAGCGUCGAGGCGACGACGAGCGGCUCGCCUCUGCCUUAUCAAACGACUACAGCGUUGGCUAAUCUCAUGGCCCUUACGAUUCGCUACGGUGAUGAGCACAAUUUCGAGAUCCAGGACAUGUGGGCCAGUCUGGCCGAAGGAGGCGCCUCCUUCGAGAGGAAUGCACGCGUCGUCGUGCGCUUUCUCGUCAGCGAGGCACUGUACCUGCGGAGCCCAACCUUUGUCACGCACGCAAAGCGAGCCGUCAGCUGCCUUUCGCACACUGUCCUGGCACCGCUGCUAUUUGACGAGCUCUGCGCGUACAUCGAUCCCACCAAUAUGAUUCUGCAGCCCUUGGACAAUGACCCCUGUCACGUCCUACCGGUGCCUGGUCGAGAUCGCCGACUUUACGUGGCUCAUCUCGAGUCCCUUAUCUCGAGUUCGUCCCACGGCCAGUUCCGACAGACUUUCUCGCCAGGGCAACUCGCACUUCUCUACGUGGCCGAGCUGACAUACGAGAAAUCAGAUCGACUCUCGUCUAAGAUUGCGCUGCUAUUGCAUGCCAUCUUCAUGCACGUCGACAGCGUCUCAAUUUUCAGCCAGGAGCAAGCCAUGGCAAUGCUCGAACAGCUCGUUCGCACGUCGGCCGCGGGCGUGGAGGCAAAUCAAGACGUCGAGAACCUCUUCGACAAAGGAAGGGCCAUCUUUUGGACCGAUUCCGACCUCGAUAUCGACGUUGAUCACGCCCGGACACCGAGAAUGAUGCGGUCGACCUUGCUGGAGGUGGUGUCGAUAUUGCAGAGAUGCUCGCCUCUCCUGUCGGAGAAUCUCGCCCAGCGAUGGGGUGCCCGAGCGCUGCACUGGGCCACUGUUUGUCCGAUUCGACACUUGGCCUGUCGAUCCUUCCAAGCAUUCAGAAUCCUGCUUCCUGACCGAGUCUCGGCUUCAAUGCUCGCCGACAUGCUCAAGCGGCUUUCCAACACUAUCUCGGAUGCCUCGAGGACCGACGAUCAGGCGUUUGCUCUCGAGACGCUCGUCACCUUGACGGCUGUUGCUAGGUCGCCCGUGGCAUUGCUGGCUUACGAGGAGGACGUAAUCUCGCCUUCGUUUGCCCACUUGUUUUGGUGCAACGUCGCGAGUCUGUCGACGAUCAACGAGCGUGAAUUCUCAGAAGCGAUCGCGAUGCUCGAAGCGUUGCUAGACAAAGUCGACGUUGGCAACAAGUCGGUGGUUGAUGCAUUGCGGCGCCACUGUCCCGAUGGCUGGGAAGGCGAGCCUGGCGGCAUACAGACAGCAGUGCUGAGAGGAUUGCGCUCGUCGCUCACCUCGUCGGCCUCAUUUGCAUUACUGGCACGAUUAGCCAAGGUCCAAGAUGCGACACUGCUCGACGACGGACCGUCAGAUUCUCGGCUUGGGUUCCUUUUCGUCGCCUCUCUUCCGUGGUUUCUUGAGCUCGCCGACGAACCGCACGGUCCUCACGCCGACAUGGUUCGGGAUCUCGCUCACGAUAUUGCCGCCUUGGCUGGAACGUCCAACAAGACAGACCUGCAGCGCGUGGCCACCUCGAUUGCCCUGGCUCGCUUUCGAACAAGGGACGAUCUUGUGCGGCAGGCAAUGUCGAGCGUCAAGGCCCACUUCAUGCCCCACCUGGGCCCCCUGCUGGCAGUGCUUCUCAUUGGUCUCACGCUCAAUAGCCUCGAAUGGGUCCGAAGGCAGACGCUCAAAGUCCUCAACGUCUUUUUACCCGCCAUGGAUCCACGAAGCAAGGCCGCACUAGCAGAGAUGGGAGCAGAGGUCAUCAUGCCUCUAUUGCGACUGCUCAGCGUUCCGGGUCUGAGCAGCCAGGCCUUGGAGGUUCUCGAUGAGCAACUCGAGCUCCGGGACGGGCCAGGUGCGAAUCAGAUGCUGAGAUUGUCGCUGUUGGGCAUGCCAAGCGCAGACGGAAAGAUGAUGAUGAUGCCGGUUGGAAGUACGCUUUUCGGCACCCCAGAUGAGAACGGGUGGGGCGUGGCGAAUGCGCAGGAAAGCACGUCGAGGACCAGGAUCAACAUCUUGGCCGUGUUCAAAGAGUGCGAGAUGGGUUUAGGCCAGGACUGCGUGCCUGUGGUUGGGGAGGUCAAUUUCCGCGUGUCGGAAGAGACCGCUGGCGAAGCAGCCACCGUCGCAGAUGGAGAGCCGGCAAGUGCGGGAGGUGUGGAUACGCUGGACAAUCUUGGAGACCUCGUCAGUCAGCUGCAUGAUCUGGAAAGUUUCUUUGUCGACGAGCAGCAGGGUGGGAGUGGUAGUGGUGGGGGAGGAGGAAGCGGAGAGGGUUUGUCAUCGUCAAUGUCAAUGUCGACGAUGGCACGGAGCAAUGUGCUAGCGAUGGUUAGGAGACAACAAGAGGUGGACACGUACGGGCACAGCGCGAGGCCCAGUCAAGAAGGCGAUCAUGAAGAGGAGGAUGAAGAGGAUGAUGACGACGACGACGAUGAAGAAGGAGAGCAUACCGCGAGGCGGAAUAUCGCCGCCGACGACGACGAGCACGAUGGACAUGAUGUAUUAUACUGGGGUCGAGCAUGA